Molecule: messenger RNA, 1557 nt
Organism: Ziziphus jujuba (common jujube)
Lineage: Eukaryota; Viridiplantae; Streptophyta; Magnoliopsida; Rosales; Rhamnaceae
Exons: 7
Coding region: 270-1337 (355 amino acids)
Source: RefSeq, a predicted model, not a curated record
CGUUUUUCAUUUUCAACGUAGAAAAAUACUGUAUCUGACUCUCUCUCUCUCUCUCUCUCCUCAGCUGUUACUCUUUCUUUCUCUCUCAUUGGCUUCUUCCAUUUCAAUCAUCACCAUCAAUUUUCGGUUUCUGAUACACAGAAAAAAGAACCAAAAAUACGUAGAUACGCUGUCGGAUUGGUGGGAAUACAUAUAUAUAUAGAUAUAUCAUUUUUUGGCAAACAGUCUUCUCUCAGUCUGAUUUGGCGUCCAAUUAGAUACAGAGAGUGAUGAAGAGGUACAGAAAUGGCGAAAUCUGGGAUUUCGAGCACGAAAUGCCGGUGGUGGCCGUAGGCAGCAGGGAUGUCAUUUUGGGAUUGGAUGGUGGAACAACCUCCACCGUCUGCAUUUGCAUGCCAAUGAUCCCCUUUUCCGACCCUCUUCCCGAGCCCCCUCCGGUUCUCGCUCGUGCUGUCGCCGGUUGUUCCAACCACAAUAGCGUCGGCGAAGCUGCUGCUAGGGAAACAUUGGAGCUAGUUAUGGCAGAUGCGCUUUCAAAAUCAGGUUCAAACCGAUAUGCAGUUCGAGCUGUUUGUCUAGCUGUAUCUGGAGUUAACCAUCCAACGGAUCAACAGAGAAUAUUAAAUUGGCUUAGGGAUAUAUUCCCCAGCCACGUAGGGCUAUAUGUUCAAAAUGAUGCUGUGGCAGCUCUAGCAAGUGGGACUUUGGGAAAGCUUCACGGAUGUGUUUUAAUUGCUGGCACAGGGACUAUUGCAUAUGGAUUCACAGAAGAUGGUAGAGAAGCAAGGGCUGCUGGUGCAGGGCCUGUCUUAGGUGACUGGGGAAGUGGAUAUGGAAUAGCAGCUCAGGCAUUAACUGCAGUGAUAAAGGCCUAUGAUGGUCGUGGUCCACUUACGCUACUUACAUCUAGUAUUUUAAAAAGGCUUGGCCUGUCUUCUCCAGAUGAACUCAUCGGGUGGACCUAUGCUGAUCCAUCUUGGGCUCGCAUUGCAGCACUUGUCCCAGUCGUCAUAUCUUGUGCAGAGGCUGGUGAUGAGGUUGCAAACAGGAUUUUGUAUGAUUCAGUCCUGGAGUUGGCUUCAAGUGUGAAAGCUGUUGUUCAAAGACUUGGCUUGUGUGGUGAAGAUGGAAAUGGUAAAUUUCCCCUUGUCAUGGUUGGUGGUGUUCUUGAAGCAAAUAGGAGGUGGGAUAUUGGUAAAGAAGUAAUAAAGUGCAUCUCCAAGGACUACCCUGGGGCACUUGCAAUCCGACCUAAGGUGGAGCCUGCAGUGGGGGCAGCAUUGUUAGCUUGGAAUUUUUUCAUGAAAGAAUCUCUCAAGAAAGCUUUAAAAAGCUGACCAUUCUUCUAUAAAUUUCAUCAACUGUAUAGCAGACAACCAACAAAGCGAAAGGGAAACAAGCAGGUUGAAAUUAAAAGUAAUUAUCAAUAUUCUUAUUCACAUAAUAUUAGGUAAUUGUUCUAUGUGAGUGCUUGUUAGGCUCAUUUUUUCAGAUGACUUUAGUAGUUGAUUUCAAAAUGCUGUGUUAGCUUCACGUCGUAAAAGGUCUUCUUGUUCA